Messenger RNA from Physeter macrocephalus (sperm whale), 1862 nucleotides. RefSeq names its product interleukin 1 family member 10. Lineage: Eukaryota; Metazoa; Chordata; Mammalia; Artiodactyla; Physeteridae. Gene Ontology annotation, molecular function: cytokine activity; interleukin-1 receptor binding. Gene Ontology annotation, biological process: cytokine-mediated signaling pathway; positive regulation of gene expression; inflammatory response to antigenic stimulus. The record is from RefSeq and is a predicted model, not a curated record. The transcript has 3 exons.
CUUUCCCUUCUUCCUUGGUGAGAGAAUCAGCCCUAGCCAUCCUUGCUUUUACUUUUCUGGGCUAUUCUCCAAGUCCUACCACCCUCAUGCCCUGAUUGGUUCUGGGUUUCUUUCCAUGCUGGAUUCUGGAAUGGCCUUUCUGAAGGUGGUCAUUUCAGGGAAAAGCUCUAGGGACGGAUGAUCCAGCCAGAAGGAGUGGAGCCAUGUGAAGCUCUGUGGUUUAGGGUCUGUACAGGAACACUGGCUUCAGUUUUUAGAUCAUUCCUUCUCAAAAACACAAGUCUGUGUAUCUCAAGCCUGUGCUGUUUUCCAUCUGGAACAGAACGGGGGAGUGUGCAUGGUCUCUCACAGAGCACAGUCUUGGCAAAGUGAUCCAGUCCCCAGAACGACACUCUCUAACUAGAGAGAGACCCCACCCUGGCUGCAGGCGGGAGGUUCCUCCUAGUAGCGCUGUCCAGAGGAGGCUGGGAGAGGUGGUGACUCCAAGGCCAGGCUGGGAGUGGGACAGGGUUUCAGUCAGGUUCAUCCUUAAACUGUGAGGCUAGAGCACACCCCACCCCAGUCUGAGCCCCAGGAAGGCUCCUGGCUGAACUCUUUGGGAAACCUGUCAUCCUAUUUCCCAGAACCGGAGGCACCAGUGCACAGUCAAGCUCACACCCCUGCCAGCUCGACUCGGAUGGCCUCAAAUGAGGGAGACUCGGAGCUGCCUGGAGCUUGCUGGGCUGAGGAGCCCUUGGUGGAUUCUGCAAGGACCAGUCACCCCUGAUUGCAGGAAUGUGCUCCCGCCCCAUGGCAAGAUACUACAUUUUUAUCCAGCAGCUGCCGCCUUGCCCUCACAGGAAGUGAACGUCGAGGAUCUGUACAAGGGCGGUGACCAGGCCACCCGCUUCACCUUCUUCCAGAGACGCUCGGACCCCGCCUUCAGGCUGGAGGCUGCUGCCUGACCUGGCUGGUUUCUCUGUGGCUCGGCUGAGCCCCAAGAGCCCGUACGACUCACCAAGGAGAGUGAGCCCUCAGCCUGCACUGAGCUCUACUUUGAACAGAGUCGGCAGAGAAGCAGGAAGCUGGGUUCUGGCCUGGCGCCCCCAAACCCAGCUCAUCCUGCUCAGGGUCUGUGGGAGGCAGAAUAAUGGCACCCCCCAAAGAGGUCCACAUCCUGAUCCCCAGAACCUGUGAAUAUGUUACCUUACAUGGCAGAAGGGACUUCGCAAAUGUGAUUAAGGCUGAUCUAUCCUGUGGUAUCCCAGUGGGCCCGAGGUAAUCAAACACCAGGGUCCUCCUAUGAGGGAGGCGGGAGGGUGAGAGUAGAGGGAGGGUGGAAGAUGCUCUACCGCUAACUUUGAAGUUGGAGGAAGGGGCUGUGAGCCGAGGAAUACAGGUGGUCCCUAGAAGCUGGAAAAGGGCAGGGAAUGGGUUCUCCCGUAGAGCCUCCAGAAGGAGCACAGCCAUGCCAACAACUUGACUUGAGCCCAGUGAAAACCAUUGCAGACUUCUGACCUCCAGAAGUGUAAAAUAAUAAAUUUAUGUUGUUCUAAGCCAUUGCAUUUGCGGUAACUUGUUACGGCAGCUGUAGGAAACUAACACAGGGAGUGAGUGGGCCUCUGUGUGCAGUAUUCAAUGCAAAGGGACUGGAUAACUUGGUGAGUCCUUCUUGGAAGCCUGGCCAUGGCUUCUCCUCUGGUCCCUCUGCUCCAGAGCUUCUAGAAACAACCGAGAAACUCCAGGCAGAACCCAGCUCUCCUCCUCUGUCCAUGGACAAUGUCUUGGGCUGCUUCCAAUUUCAGUUUUAGUUCAGGUCACGAUUUUUCUAUCAGAUACUUCACAAUGAAUCAGUCAUCCAACCGACUGACCGGUACCAUUAG